AGUUGCAUGUUGAACUCGCGACUCGCCUCGGUUUCCUCAUUGUUUAUUUCUAUUCUUCCCGCUCUCUUUUUACUUCGUUUUUAUAUAUAUAUAUUUUUUUAUUUGUGUUUUGUUUUGUGCAUAUUUUAAAUCACUUCCCCCAUCACUUUCGCCCUAAUUAAAUGUGCGCGCUAAUGCGUUAAACGGUUUCUGCAAUUUGCCUUUGAGCCGAAAACACUGUGUGUUUGGUGUGUGUGUACUGGUGUGUGUAUACCCGUGACUGUGUGUGCGUGUGUGUGUGUACUCCUGUGGAAAUUACAUUUAUAAUUACGCUUAAUCCGUCGAUUACUCUCAUCGCAAACAGCGGAACCAAAAAGACUAACCGCAGCGUUCGCUGACCGCAUUCCUGUGUUUUGCCAGAUCGAACAGAGGCUAAAGCCGGAUAAGACACGCUUGCCCAAUUACCUGUCACCGUUACCGCUUCCGCUUGGUAAUCGAAGGCAUCGUAGAAGGGAGCACCAGCCGGACCAGAGGCAUUAUCACAAGGAUAACCCCGAAUCAGCAGCCUUCGCCAUGGGCAAGAAGAACUCGAAAUUGAAGCAGGACACCAUCGAUCGCCUGACAACAGACACAUACUUCACCGAAAAGGAAAUUCGUCAAUGGCACAAAGGCUUUCUCAAAGACUGUCCCAAUGGUCUGCUGACCGAGCAAGGCUUCAUCAAAAUCUACAAGCAAUUCUUUCCCGACGGAGACCCCAGUAAAUUCGCCUCCCUGGUAUUUCGUGUCUUCGAUGAGAAUAAUGACGGUGCCAUUGAGUUCGAGGAGUUUAUUCGGGCUUUGUCUAUAACAUCGCGUGGAAAUCUAGACGAGAAGUUGCACUGGGCCUUCCGUCUGUAUGAUGUGGACAACGAUGGCUACAUAACCCGCGAGGAGAUGUACAACAUAGUGGAUGCCAUCUACCAAAUGGUGGGCCAGCAGCCGCAGACAGAGGACGAGAAUACGCCGCAGAAGCGAGUGGAUAAGAUCUUUGAUCAGAUGGACAAGAACCACGACGAUCGCCUAACGCUGGAGGAGUUCCGUGAGGGCAGUAAAGCUGAUCCACGUAUAGUGCAGGCGUUAAGUUUAGGUGGUGAUUAACAACCGCAGGGCCCGUAGUAGUAGUAGUACCAUAGUAGUGGCAACGAAGCUCGUUAAUGGCGGGGGGAGCGA
This is a messenger RNA of Drosophila kikkawai, 1188 nucleotides long. NCBI's taxonomy places the organism in Eukaryota, Metazoa, Arthropoda, Insecta, Diptera, Drosophilidae. The record is from RefSeq and is a predicted model, not a curated record.